This is a messenger RNA of Rhipicephalus sanguineus (brown dog tick), 6825 nucleotides long. RefSeq names its product sodium-dependent transporter bedraggled (gene bdg). NCBI's taxonomy places the organism in Eukaryota, Metazoa, Arthropoda, Arachnida, Ixodida, Ixodidae. The coding region runs from base 69 to 2552 and encodes 827 amino acids. Gene Ontology annotation, cellular component: membrane. Gene Ontology annotation, biological process: sodium ion transmembrane transport. The transcript has 15 exons. The record is from RefSeq and is a predicted model, not a curated record.
GCCAAUGAGCGCAACAACACAGGCAGGCACCGGGCUGUCGUCGCCGCGCUGACCGCGGAGCGAAGUCCAUGGGCAACCCCGAUGAGGCGUCGGCGUCGUCGGCAAGCAGCCCCGCGACGGCGGCGGUGGGCGUCCCGGCUACCGACCCGCUCCAGCCCCUGCGGCCCGAAGUCUUUCACAUCUCCGGCACGCGGCUCUCGUCCGAGCCGGCCCCCGGGGAACGGGCCCUGCAGCUGCCGUCGACUCCACCGCACAAUGCCCAGAGGCAGGCUUCUCUCGAGAACGGCUCCGUGGCUACCGAGAGCUCGUUCGUCACCGACCGCACCAGCAGCGACUCUACCAGCGUGCAAGAGACGGCCCGGCCGCGCGAGGAAGCGACGGCGAGUGGCGGCAGCGGCACUAACGAUGCCGCGGGGGCCCCGGCCACCGCGGACGACGAAAGCCGGCGUGCCGCUCACGGACUCUGGUCGCACGACCUGUUCUCCGUGUUCGCAUCCUUCUUCAGCAUCUUCGGACUCUUCAACGUCACCAGGUUCUCAUUGCUGGUGUAUAUUUAUAAAGCGUGCUUCAUGCUUCAGUUCUUCGUGCUGUCGGCGGUGUUCGGCGUUCCCUUCCUGUACCUGCAGAUGUCUCUGGGCCAGUACUUGGGCAGCGGCAUCCUCGACAUGUGGUACAUAUCGCCCGCAUUCAAAGGAGUGGGCCUGGCCCUGAUGAUGGUCUACAUGGUGUGCGGCGUUUACCUGGCCAUACCAGUGUCGUGGAUUUUCUUUUACUUCCGCGACUCGUUUAUUAAAGCGAGGGACGCCUAUCGAUGGUCCAUCUGCCAGGCACGGUUCGCCUCCGCAGGGUGCUACAAGAACAAUUCAUCGUCUCCCGAGUUCUUGGGCUGGACCACUGCCUCAUAUUUCCAUGGCCGGGUGCUGGACCGAAGGGCGGUGCCGCAAGCGAGCGGUAUCGGAGACCUUAAGUUCGAGCUGGCCUUCAACCUGGGCAUCAUCUGGCUGCUUGUGUUCAUCGCCCUCAGUCGCGGACUCAAGUCCUUCGGCAAGAUCCUGGCCAUCCUGGGCAUUCUGUCCCUGUGCCUGCUGGUGUUCAUCACCAUCCGCAUGACCGAGCAGUGGGGCGGCGGCAUUACGGAGCUCUUCAAGGCCGACUGGAAGGGCGUCCUCUCGGACACAAACUCGUGGGUGGUGGCAGCCCGUGAAGUCUUCAUCACGUGGGGACUGUUCGGAGCCCUCGCGCUCCACGUGAACAGUCGCAACAAGUUUUCGAGCAACAUUACAAGGAACAUGAUCUGCGUUACUGUGCUCGUGUGCACUGUUCUCGUGCUGGUCGCAAUGCUGUUCGCCAGCGUGGCGCACCUUUUGCGCACGCACGGCAUGAUUCUAGUCAGCUCGUCGUUCGAAGAAGAGUCUACGGUGAGGUUCCUGCAGUCAGUGAACGGAUCGUGGCCUCCGCUGGACCAGUCGGUGCCGGUCAACCUGCUGGCCGGCGUGCUACUGCAGGGCCCGCGUAAGCAUAACCUGCUCAGCGGCUACCAGGUGGCACGCUUCGCCGUCGAGGUGUUUCCGGCAGCGCUGUCUGCCGAGGGAGGCCGGAGCAUCUCGCCCUUUUGGCCCAUCUGCUUCUUCGUCAUGCUUGCCUCGCUGGGCCUCGGACAACAGAUAUGCAUCUGGAAUUGCAUCGUAGACGCAGUGGUGUACAUCCGACCAAAGUUUUUCACAAAAUGGAAGACAAUAGUCACAUUCAUUACCUGCACAGUCGGGUUUCUUCUGGGGCUCUUUUUCGCCACCGAUGCAACAUUGCAUCUUAUGCUUUUCUUGGACGUGUGGCUGGGAUCGCUUUGGUGGAUCGUUGCUCUGUAUUUCAUCAUGCUCAUAGUCGUGUUAUUUAUACAAGGUAAACCCUUUGGAACUGACAAGCUAGUCAAAAUGAUAGUGCAAAAGGAAAGGUCCAAGUCUCUCUACCUGCCACUGCUGACUUUCCAUUGGAAUGUUCUUCUACCAAUAGCAUUUUUGAUGCUGUCCAUCGCGUUCAUGCGAUCGGGCCACUUGGCCAUGUUCUCGCCGGAGUCGCUGUCACUAUUCUACCACUACUGGUCACCCUGGGUUGGCUCAUUCUGCGUGCUCCUGCAAACACUGCCGCUUCUAGGCGUCGCUUUAGUGGCUGUCAUCGAAGGCCUCAAGAUUGUCGUCUUCAGCAAAAACCAGGUUCAAAUGCAUGAGCGUAUCGAGUCCUGGUGCUGCCCAACAUUCAUCACCAUAGCUCCAGCAACAGAGGCGCCGCCUGCCGCACCAGAGCCUUCACAGGGUGUUUCCAACGUAGCAUUCGAAGAAGACGUCCCUCCAAAAUACUCGCCACCCCCAUCUUACUCAACUGCCACGGCACGUAUGAUUCUCAAAGAGUUGCACAAGUGCCAACAGCAACCUACAUCAACGAGCGGCGGCCGCAGUUCACUGCUGGAUCGCGACAAGAUUCGGCUGAGUUUCUCAGACCUUCAGUUCAACCUGACAUCUCGAAGCCCACCACGGGAAGACUCGUCCGAUGCAUGAAGGAAAAGUGGCAGUGUUCUGAGCUCUUCGCUUAUACGUGGUGUGGACCAUCAUCAAUGAAAAAGAAAAGGCAUGCGAAAAUCGGUCGUUCGAAAUUGUGCGUGGAGCAGCGAUUGCCCGGACUUGUUGUCAAGUGUUGCUUGGACUACCUCUGACAGGGUGUGACUGAAUGUUGACGACCUGGUUGAUUUAGCACAAAUGCGUAGCACUGGGCACAUGGUGCAAAGUGGCCAGUACUGUGACCACACAGCUUGGAUGGACGGCUGCUGUGGUCCAGUUUAUUGAUCUCUUCUAGGCAAGCGUAUGCCUGAAAGCGCUGGGGGAGAAGUGAGGCAUGAGAUUUUUGUAUUAGACAAUGCAGGGUCAAAUGCAGUGACAAGCGGUUGGGGCCCUCUGACAAUAGCUUUAUUAACUCCGAGAUAAGACUCGGACCAACAGGAGGAGGCAAUGAGAGAAACAGUAGGGAACAGUGGUUUCACUUCACCCCAUCUUUAAAUGAUGCUUUCCAAACAAUCAUCCCAAGUACAUUACCUCUUCAGGUAGAGUUAGUGAGCUUAUGAUAAAGCAUUUUUGUAGAUGCUGCAGCACCUUUGGCGGUGUUUGUUUGUGGUGUUGUUUGUGUGGUUUACUUACAGUGCGCUACGCUGUUGUGAAAUGUUGGAUGAUUCUUGGGCUAUAAUUCAAACCAUGUAGUUGGAGAGUAUAAAAGUCUGCUACCAUAGUUUUUUUUCUUCUUUUCACGCUGCAAGCAAUUCUUUAUGACAGGGCAUUUUGAGCGAGCACAGCACAUGCCACUGAGGCAGAUUGUUAAAAAGCAAUGAAGAAGUGGCACAGUCAUUUCAUCUGGAGGUUUUGAAAACAAACGCCUUUUGUCACAUUCAUCAUGACUGAUGUAGUAGAUGCCGCAUAAGCAGCGCAGUGACAAGUCAGCAUCAUAAUUUGCAUUCAUCAUGACGAAGUGAACCAAUGUUCACCCAUAUUGUACUGCACACACACUGUAAUUGACACAUGUGAUGACAGGCCAGAAAGAAAAGCUCGUGACACAUCACUUAUUCACUUAUAAUAUCAUAAGCAAAGGCAGCAAAACAACAAUCAUUAUCAUGUCCCUCCAUCAAUCAUGAAAUCUUGUGGCCACCCAUAACUGUUGUGAACACCGCUAAUGGAGUCAGUUAUUCAGUGGUUGUGUUUUGCAGCUUAUUACAAGAGAUCUGCAUGAUAUAUGAGCAGAAGUGUUGAAGAAUGGGAGGUGAAAGUUGAGUAGCUAUAAUGGAAAGGAUUCUGUAGCUUGAGCCUGCUUCUCUUCUCUUUUAGUAUGUGGCUGACUUUCCCUGAUGAUAAUGAAGGUGGAGCACUGCCCGGGCCACUGGUGAAGAAUAGAAAGAAAAAGAACUGGAAUAUAAUAGUUACGUUAUUCUGGCCUUUCAUAACGUGCCGGAACACCUUCAAGGGACACAGAAGCUUGCUGUGUGCUGUGCACUGUUUGAUCGUUGUUGCUCUGAUCGUGCAGAGACCCUUGGAGGCGCCCGUGACAGACAGUUUUGCUUUUAAGCAUGUUGUGUGUUGCUGUAACUGUUUUGCACGGCCGUGAGCUAUUCUUACUGAUAAUUGCUCGUUACACUGGUGCAGUCCCUUCGGCAACGAUUGAGAAGAAUAAUCUUGUGGGGUUACCUAGGGGCCUUAUUCUGAGUUGGAAAUAUCGCCAUGAUAUCGCUUUCAGUGCACACUGAAAGGUGGGGAAGUAGUUUCAAUCAUUGAAUACGCGAGAUUCCACAUCGCACAAAUUGACACUGUCGCCAAAAGUUGUCACCUUAGAAUACGGGUCCAGAACUCAUAAUUGUGGUCCGUGUGUAACCCUACUCUUCCACCCACUUGGUGCAGUUAGGGAAACACCACUGACUGUCAAUCUGUGAUUGCACAAACUGACUUUUUUGCACGAGAAGUGAUCCUGCAAAGGCGAUGUAGUGAAAGUUACGUGGAUUCUUUGGAAAGCGACAACACACAGAAAAACUCCAGGGGCAUACAGGAAGGUUCAGGUCAUGUUUGGCAGUCUAGGUGAAUUGGUAGGGCUGAACACUAGGAAAUAAGACAAUGAAUGUGGAGCUUUGAGCAUGUCUGUUCGUUUUCCACCACUUUGACUACAUGCGUCCUUUCUCAGUGGGUUUGUGCUUCAUGUCAGGUCAGCAGGCAGGUGCCCUUUGCAUCCAGAAAAAGGCUAACUGUAGCAUUCAUAAAGCACACAAUUGUGAUAAUGCACAGCUUUGACAGUGGGUUUUCGACAGUAUAAAACGUGGGCUUUCUUCCACCUCCUUUUGCACACAAUCAACUUGGCACCAUUUUCAACAUGGGACUCGCAGCACUUUUUUCAAAGACUUUUGUACUUCGUGACAGUAAAGAAGGCUCUUCAUUGGUAAACGUUUCCUGUAAGGUAGUUGUUGCACACCUAAAUGCUGCAUAUAUAAUACAGAAGGCAGCUUUUAAGACAAAUUCAGGUUCACUUCUAUGUAAGCUGGGCAGUUUAGGGGUAUCUGUUGGUUUCCCCAUAUGCAAUUUCCAGAGACCCCCAGUGUUUGUCUCUAUGGGAGCUUACCAUGUAGCUGGAGUGAAUUAUACAUGUACAUCUGCUUGCCUGUUUUGUUCAUUUCUGCCAUGCACUGCAUGCAGCUUGUUAUCACUCUCUACUUUAACGGCUAGGUAGCCACAAUGUUUGAAAGUGUGCGUGUAUGCGUGUUUACCUGUAUACAACAGCCUUACUCCUUGCCUAUAGAGGAGGAUGUGAUAUUUGAAGUGCGAACAGGACUAGCGUUAGAAGCAUGCAUUGAGGGGCCCACCGUGCUCGAGGACCAGUUGUACUUCUGCAAGUUCCUGCUUAAGCUGUUUAAGACCUUGCGUUGCACCGCAACCUCCACCUUUUCAGUGCACUCUAGAUUAAAUGGCAUCAUUUGAGAGGACAAAAGAAUAUAGUUACAGUUUCAUGCGACUUGUAUGCACGGCACACGUGCCGGCGAUGACAUAUCCGAUUAUCCUGGCUGCUACCGCUUCUGGAGCUUUGUCUGCUGUCACCAAAGCAGUUGAGCAUCUGUAUAACUUGCAGGUUUCAUUGCAUUGCUUAGCUCUCAUCAAUAAUUGUGUAAGAGUUGGGUGCAGAAAUGCUUCGAUGCAAUAUUGAACUGGAUAGUUUGUUAAACUAGUUCAUGCACAUCUGGCUGGCACCUUCAAUAUGGAAUCGAAUUAAAAGCUGUUGUGCCGAGGCACAACAGCUUUUAAAAAAGAAAACGAAACUACACUAUUAUUUUAAAAAGGAAGAAUGGAAAAAAAAUCUUUCUCCAGCAGCUUUUUAACGUCUCUGCUGUGCUGUUCAGAAAUGAGUACAAAAUGGAUGUGCUACACUCGGCUUUUCUACUGCCAUAUACUGCUUCGCCUUCAAUCCAAGCACCAAUUUUUACCUGCACAGUUCAGGGUUGUUCCAAAUGAUCCUUUACAUGCACAAGUUCUAUGCACACACGACCACUUUUGCAAGCACCUGAUGCUUCUCCCAACCUGGAUGCUCUUUAGCUUCAAUGCCAUGGGCACGGCAUCAAAAUUGUUGCCAAUAUUUAUCCAUUUCCAACGCUUUUUCUCUCAGGGCAGAAUGUGUUGAACAAAUUUAGUUUUCUUUGCACAAUCAUUUGUGUCAAGAAAGAGCAGCUUGUUUGUAGAACGUCGCUCUAAAUAUGUGUAUAAAAAACAUUAGGUUUUUCUUUAUGCUGCCUGAAGUUCGGCAGUGUGUGUUUGCCUUUGUCAAUUUGAGUUAUAUUUAGCAUGUUGCAAAUUGUUUAUAUUCUGGGUGCUACAUAUAAUGCUAGAAGCAUCUGAAAGCUUUCAUUUUUGAGUGUGAUUGUAAAUAUGUGUACAUACACUGAAGAAAAGACUUUAAAACAAUGAAGCAUGAGAAAAUGUGUUUGAAGUUGCACUUGAUUUAGUACUUGCAUUGACAAUGUCGCUGCAAAACGUAGGAAAAGAACAAAGUGCAGUUUGCUGUGAACAAUGCUAACUUAUCCAUGGUGUAGCAGCACAUGUAUUGACUUAUUUUCCAGUCGUAUGGGGCAUGCACUACAAAUUUAGCUGCUGGAGUCUACAUGCUGCUUUGUUGGUUGUGAAGUGAGAGAUGCAGCCGUGAGUUCUCUGAUGUGUAAAUAAAGACUUACAAAUUUUAAAUAUUUGCCAUGGGUGAGAACAUUCAUUGCAAUGUAUUGUGUGUAAAGUGAAUAAAACCUAAUGCGGAGUGAAAUACUGU